Molecule: messenger RNA, 1597 nt
Organism: Rubroshorea leprosula
Lineage: Eukaryota; Viridiplantae; Streptophyta; Magnoliopsida; Malvales; Dipterocarpaceae
Source: the annotation of a GenBank genome assembly
ACCCUUUCGCUUUUCCUAAUUCUUUAGGUACUAUAAUUUUAAAAUCCCUUCUGAUUUCCCUUCUAUUUAUACACGAGAGAGUUUGGAUUUUGGAAACGGAAGAUAAAAGUGAAGAUAGAAAUAAAGAGAGACGAGCUAGUUGAUUUUAACGAUAAGAUGUCGCCGCCAGUCGAGAUGAUGAACAAAAUCAGUAGCAUUGAAGGCUACGAUGGUUGUGAUCCAGAAUUGGUGAUGCAGAAACGACUGUUACGUUCUGACCUUGAUCCUGAUCAAAACAGGCUUCUGAUUCCGUGGAGGCGAUACGAUAACCUUAACUUCCUAACACAUGACGAGUUACGGAGGAUGGAGAAAUUCAGGGAGAGUCAUUACAAAGACCCCGAGGAUGACUUGAGGGUGUUGCUGGUGGAACCAUGUUUUGAGGAAACCGAGUUGAGUUUGAGGAAGUGGUGCAGUUUCGGUAAGCAUGUCGAGUAUUUCUUAAUAAAGGGGUGGUGGUCGGUGGUGGAGCGGAAUGAGUUUAAGGUGGGUGACGCUGUACAGUUAUGGAAGUUCCGCCGCUUCAAUCAACUCUGCUUUGCACUGAUUCUGCAUUCAGAGGAACUGGUUUCGAAGAUGCAGGAGUUGAACAAGUCCGACGUAAAGAAUGAGAAAAUAUGGAAAGCUGUCAUGAAAGCUGCAGGAGAUGAAUAUGAUAUUGAAAUCAUGGAGCUGAUGAGGGCGUUUGCCAGCCAUGAAAUCCCUGAAGAAAAGCUGAUUCAAAUCCCUGAAGAAAAGCUGAUUCAGGCCAUGGAAGAAUACAAGAAACAACAAAUUAAUCUUGACGGUCCAAGGGGUUGCUGCCAAAAAAAAUCCCAUGAACACGGACAGAGCUCGGAAUCAGCCGAAGAUAAGAAACUGAAGAGGUCAAAUAAAGAGAAAGUAGGUGUUGAUAUUGGCGAAGGUAAAAUACUACCGGUUGAGAUGAUGAACAAAGUGAGGAACAUUGAAGGCUACGAUGGGAAAGAUUCAGUAAGGUUUGUAGUAGAGAAAAAACUGGAAAAUUCUGACAUUGCUACAGGCCAAAACAGGUUUUUGAUUCCGCGGAGCCAAAGUAACCUUCACUUCUUGAAAGCAGAGGAGUUGCGGAGGAUGGAGAAAUACAGGAAGAGUAAAGACUCGGAGGACGACUUGAGGGUGUUGCUGGUGGAACCAUGUCUUAAGGAAAGUAGUAUAAGUUUGAGGGAAUGGUGCAAUGGCAGCGGCAUGGCCUAUUUGUUAACAAGAGGGUGGUCGUCGGUGGUGAGGAGGAAUAAAUUGAAUGAAGGUGACGUUGUACAGUUAUGGACGUUCCGCUGCUGCAAACAACUCUGCCUUGCCCUGGUUAUUGUUGAAAGAGCAAUAUCAAAAGUUUAAUUGAAUCUUCAAUUUGCUGCAUUCUCAUUUUUUUUAAUGGUUUUUAGAAUUUCGUCUGUUAGAAAACAAUGAUUGGGUAUUCCUUUUAGUUCUCACUAAUAGUCAACAAUUAGAAAGUCGAAUUUAAGUUCUGCUUUUGGUAAAUCUUUCAUUUAUUUCUUUCUAUUUUUUAAUUUAAGUUGCAUAAUAGAGAAAUAACUCUCUC